This is a messenger RNA of Branchiostoma belcheri (Belcher's lancelet), 1752 nucleotides long. RefSeq names its product bifunctional coenzyme A synthase-like. Lineage: Eukaryota; Metazoa; Chordata; Leptocardii; Amphioxiformes; Branchiostomatidae. Gene Ontology annotation, molecular function: dephospho-CoA kinase activity; pantetheine-phosphate adenylyltransferase activity; ATP binding. Gene Ontology annotation, biological process: coenzyme A biosynthetic process. The transcript is spliced from 10 exons. The record is from RefSeq and is a predicted model, not a curated record. The coding region runs from base 237 to 1586 and encodes 449 amino acids.
CCGACGGUACCGCGCGAUCCCCGCUGUCUGCUGUGGUUUCUGUGGGAGAAGGGCGGAAAUUUCAGGAAAAUACGGAGACCAACUUUUCACAACUGCUCCGAAUCCUUACCGCCAUCAAUGUCUGAAAUUACGUAACCUGAUUGGUUCAACUCGUCACGUGACAAUAUAGGCUAUAGGUGAAAGGUCAUCGUCAUACAGGUCAAUCAGAACAGAUAUUCGGGUACAGUGGACAUGCAAUGCAGACAGCAACUUCUAAAGCCUUUCAUAAUUCUAGAUUGUUGGUGACAAGUAUAUUACAUCAGACAAAACUUUUGAGGGGCAACAACGUUCCAUCAGCAAGAACUUACAGGGCUAAUUCUACUCGGAAUCUGUCAUACAGAACAGACUUUUUACCUGCGAAGUGCAUUUCUAGUGGUAGAUAUUAUUGUACAAUGCCUCCAACCAAAGGGCCGUACCAAAAUGUGUGCAUGGGGGGCACUUUUGACAGGAUGCACGAGGGACAUUUUUUGCUGCUAAGAGAGGGGUGUCGUCUGUGUGAGGGGACGCUGACUGUGGGGGUUACCGAUCUAUCCAUGAUACAGAGUAAGAUUCUAUGUGAGCUGAUCGAGCCUGUAGAAGUGCGGAUAGAGAAUGUUCGUCAGUUUCUCAGGGACACCAAACCCAGCAUGGCGACUGACGUGGUCCCCAUCUCCGACCCUCUGGGUCCAGCGGGGUGGAACCCUGACAUACAGGCCAUCGUGGUCUCUACAGAAACAAAGAAAGGAGCAGAUUUUGUCAAUGAAACCAGAAAGAAAAAGGGACUGAGUGAACUUGCUGUACAUAUGAUUGACCUUGUGCCUGAGCCCUCCCCAUCUUCCUCAGAGGAACACAAGGUGUCCUCCUCCAACCUCAGGCAAAGGCUGCUGGGAACUCUGCUCAGGCCAGUACAGCCAAAGCCAGACCUCAGGUGUCAUCCCUAUGUGUUAGGGCUAACAGGUGGGAUUGCGUCAGGUAAGACUUCUGUUGGUAGGAGACUGCAGGGGUUGGGAGCAGCAGUGGUGGACUGUGACAAGUUGGGCCACAAGGCUUACGAGCCAGGGACAGCCACGCAUGGGCAAGUGGUGGAAACAUUUGGCCAAGAUGUGUUAGCUGAAGAUGGUACAAUCAACAGGAAGGUUCUGGGACCAAAGGUGUUUGCAGACAAGGCCAAGCUCCAAGCCCUGAACAAUAUUGUCUGGCCAGAGAUUGCCAGGCUGGCUAGAGAAGAAAUUGCAGCACAUGCAGAAGCAGGGAAGAGUGUGGUAGUUCUGGAUGCCGCAGUUCUCCUGGAGGCAGGGUGGGAGACCUUCUGUCAUGAAACCUGGGUCAGCGUCAUUCCAAGGAAGGAGGCCAUCAGGAGGAUAGUAGAGAGGAACAAGUUUACUGAGGAGGAUGCAGCACGGAGGAUUGACAGUCAGAUGAGUAACCAGGACAGAGUGGACCGUGGUGAUGUCAUCAUCAGCACACUGUGGGAACCAGAGGUCACCCAGAAACAGGUGGAGAAGGCGUGGGCCCUACUCCUGGACAGGAUACAACAAAGAACUGAGAAGGGAGCUUCCCAGCUGUGACACUAUCUGUCACCUUUAUUAUAAACCAAGUCAGAGAGUUCCAACCUUAGGUCUUUCAGCGUUCACAUGCUUUAAACAAUAAAAUUUCUCUAAUAGUAAAAUGUUGAACUUUAUUCCAACAAAAGGGUUACACAUGUACAGAGAUCAAAUUUUCAACAAUCACUGU